GACGUCGGGGAGCGCGGUCCGCUCUUCAGACACGAGCAGCGCGUUUUUCACCUGCGAAGACAUCCACACCAGCGCACACCCGCCAACUAUUUUUACACCUGGAUUAAUAUUACAACAGAAGCGUAAUUGUAAUUCCGUUUAGAUUAUUGACCAGUGCGGGUGGAUGCGUGCGCGAUUAAUUCUCCGGCGAAGAGGUGUGCGGUGUUUGUGUGCGUUUCGUGCACCGAGCGCGGCGCGUACACGCGGUCUGAUUUUCAACUAGGAUUUUAAAGUUGAACGUCCGAACAAUGGUGCAAACGCUGUGUAUUGUUCGAAAUCGGCGCUGCCGCACCAACACCGGCGGCGAUUCUCAGCCAUUAAUUAAUUACUAAGCGCAACUAAAUCAAAAGUUGAAAGAAAUCAACAAUUUAGACAAUUAAUCAUCGUUAUUCCUCUACAGAAAUCAAGGGAGAAAGAAAAUGGAAUGCUUCUGCACGAAACCACGCGCUGUCACAUGCAAGAUCGUCCUGCUGGACGAGCAAGAGCUCGUGCACGAGAUUCAGGAUAAUUCGGCCGGGCAGUUAUUAUUGGACGUAGUCACGAAACACCUCAACUUACUCGAAACAGCCUACUUCGGCCUACGCUACCUGGACCCGGACGGACAAACGCACUGGCUGGAUCCGUCGAAGAAGCUCUCGAAGCAGCUGAAAGGCGACGCCGACAACACGCCGGUGACGUUCUACUUCGGCGUCAAGUUCUACGCGGCCGAUCCAUGCAAACUCCUCGAAGAGAUCACCAGGUACCAAUUCUUCCUGCAAGUGAAGCAGGACAUUCUUCAGGGCCGCCUACCGGUGUCCUUCGAGUUGGCAGCUGAGUUAGGCGCAUCAGUUGUUCAAUCCGAAUUGGGUGAUUAUGAUUCGCGACGCCAUAUGCCCGGCUACGUGUCCGAAUUCCGCCUGCUGACGAACCAAUCCAUCGAGUUAGAGAACAAAAUCUCCGAUCUGCACAAGACGCUUGUAGGGCAAUUACCUUCGGUAGCGGAACUAAGCUAUCUCGAUAAAGUCAAAUGGCUCGACAUGUACGGCGUCGACCUGCAUCCAGUUCUGGGCGAGGACAAUGUGGAGUACUUCCUGGGCCUGACACCGAGUGGUAUCAUCGUGCUGAGGAACAAGAACACCGUGGGGAACUAUUACUGGCCGCGCAUUUCCAAGAUCUACUUCAAGGGACGCUAUUUUAUGCUGCGCGUCACGGAUAAAAACAAUGAUGAAAGUACGUAUGGGUUUGAGACACCGUCAAAGUCGGCGUGUAAACACCUCUGGAAGUGUUGUAUUGAACACCAUGCGUUUUUCCGGUUAGUGCAGGUGUCGCCAACAUCUCCAGAUAUUUUUGCUUUAAGCUCACGUUUUCGAUACAGCGGGCGGACAGAAAAGCAGGCGGUGCGUGAUGCCCAGAUAAAGGUGCGCACUCCGCCUUCGUUCCUUCGCGUCUCGUCGCGACGCUACCAGCGACGCGCCGGCGACGCCGCCACUGAUCCAACACCAGCGGACAAACCCAUCGAGCACCAUCAGCCGGGCGAAGUCAAAUACGUGUCUGUUCCGCAACCGGCUCAUUUGGAGCAAGCCCCGCAGCCGAAAUCCUGCUACACGCCUAUGUUCGCAACCAAGGCGCCGGAUUCGCCACGUAGUACACGAAGCGCACCGUGGACGCAACCGCAUUCCAGAGGGUUGUACAACACUUCGCUUCCGCCCAGUCCACGAUCGGUGCGGUCGGCCGGACCCAGGUAUCGCUCCUCGUCGGUUGAUAGUCAGAGUUCAAAUGAGUCACGUUCGUGCAAACGUAAAAAACAUCUGAGUCGGAUCACUUCGGAUAAUGAAAGUGAAUUAUCGAAGAGUUCGGGACGCUCACAUCGGAAACAUCGUAGACAUCGAUCGAGAAAUCGUAGAGAUUCAGGUUCGGAACAUGAAAAUCAGUCGCAUUCGUCACACAGAAGGAAGUCGCAGAGUCGUAGUCGUAAACCGGAACGCAGUGACAGCCAUUACGAGCUGGUUGACUCCGAAUCUCAAUGGAAGGCGGUGCAACAGGCACAACAACGGAAACAACAAACUGAAGGCCAGCAGACGAAUGUACAACGCGCGAAUGUUGUACGAAAUCGCCGGAAUUAUCAAGCUGUAGGUGCGGGUGUUCCAAUUAAUAGUGGUUUUCCCGGAAACCCGGAAAAUGAAUUGGACCAAGUGAAUAAUAAUCCUAGCCUACCUCCAGCGAGUAAUGAUGGUACAAUUGGCAGUGCUAGAGGGCGUAAAACACGCGCGGCGAAACCCACCGACGGAAAUAAAUGGCUGUCGGAUGAACUGCGCAAACAUUUGGAGUUUAAACUCAUCGACACUACCGGAAUGAGUGAUUCCCAGCUGAGGGAGACCUACACGGUGGUGCAGACUAAUCAUGCCAAGGCAAUGAAAAUUAAAGCAUCACAGCAUAAAACGUAAGAAACUACUUUCCUAAAUUACGCUUCCGGUUUUCGGCAAUUUUAUUUAUGCUUGUUUUUGUAGCGAAUUUCCGCAAAUUCGUGAUUUAAAGCAAACCGAACG
Dalotia coriaria is the source of this 2564-nucleotide messenger RNA. RefSeq names its product band 4.1-like protein 4. Gene Ontology annotation, cellular component: cytoskeleton. The record is from RefSeq and is a predicted model, not a curated record. NCBI's taxonomy places the organism in Eukaryota, Metazoa, Arthropoda, Insecta, Coleoptera, Staphylinidae.